UUUCCACAAUCUCCUGGGCACGGACUACAGUGAGGCAGCCGUGCAGCUCGCACAGCAGGUGGCGGAGCAAGCGGGUCUCAUGCACCUGCAAUUCCAGGCUGACGAUGUGCUGGACUCGUGCCUGCCCUCAGCAUCGUGCUACAUGGUGGUGGACAAGGGCACCUUUGACGCUGUUCGAUUGCACCCACAGGGCUCCACUCGCAAGAUAAGCUAUAAGAACACGGUGGCAAGGCUGCUUGUGCCCAACGGCCUUCUGGUCAUCACUUCUUGCAACAGCACUGUGGCUGAGCUCACAGCAGAGUUUGCCCCUCCAG
Closterium sp. Yama58-4 is the source of this 314-nucleotide messenger RNA. Lineage: Eukaryota; Viridiplantae; Streptophyta; Zygnematophyceae; Desmidiales; Closteriaceae. The record is from the annotation of a GenBank genome assembly.